Messenger RNA from Vombatus ursinus (common wombat), 2318 nucleotides. It is a transcript of the gene BCKDK, whose product is annotated as branched chain ketoacid dehydrogenase kinase. Gene Ontology annotation, cellular component: mitochondrion. Gene Ontology annotation, molecular function: pyruvate dehydrogenase (acetyl-transferring) kinase activity. The transcript has 13 exons. Gene Ontology annotation, biological process: regulation of glucose metabolic process; protein phosphorylation. Lineage: Eukaryota; Metazoa; Chordata; Mammalia; Diprotodontia; Vombatidae. The record is from RefSeq and is a predicted model, not a curated record. The coding region runs from base 501 to 1733 and encodes 410 amino acids.
GGGUUGGAGGGAGAACUGGGGGAGAACUGGGGGAGGCAGCAGCAGAGGGCGCAGGCUGCUGGGUUCGGCUUGUCGUCUCUCUCUGGCACCCGGGUCCGAUCCGCUCAGCUCCUCGCCCCGCUCCCUUCCUGGCCCAGGCGAGAUCUUCUUUGAGGCUGUCGGCGUGCUUGGUGCUUUUCUACCACGGUCCAACCAAGCUGUCCUCAGGAGGCUGCCUGUUCCCAGGCUGCUGAAGUUUGUUUCCCGCAGAAGGGGAAAAAGGGUCAGCCCCUGCCCUCCUCCCCCACCUCCCCCAAUAUCAGAGAUUGCUCUCCUCCUUGGGGCUGGAACCAAGAGAUGGGAGUGGGUUUACCAAGCCUGCCCUCUGUUUCCUGUCCUCCCCCCUAAGUCUGAGGUAAGCCCUUUCCCCCCCACCUCACCUACAUACCCAGCCUGUUCUGUCCCACUUCUGGGUUCACUUGGAGGCCCAACAAGAAGGAUAAACAGGUGGGGACAGGACGAUGCUCUUAGCAUCAGUGCUGGGGAGUGGCCACCGUGGGGGCUCCCCACUCUGGCCACUCGCAUCCCUGGCUCUCCGAUUCUGGUCUACUUCGGCCACUGACACCCAUCACAUGGAACUGGCCAGAGAGCGAUCCAAGACCGUCACCUCUUUCUACAACCAGUCAGCCAUUGAUGCGGCAGCUGAGAAGCCUUCUGUCCGUCUCACUCCAACCAUGAUGUUGUACUCAGGCCGUUCCCAGGAUGGCAGCCAUCUGCUGAAAAGUGCCCGUUACCUACAUCAGGAGCUCCCUGUUCGUAUAGCUCACCGGAUCAAGGGCUUCCGAAGUCUACCUUUCAUCAUUGGCUGCAAUCCUACCAUCCUACAUGUGCAUGAACUCUAUAUCCGAGCCUUCCAGAAACUGAGCGAAUUUGCCCUGAUAAAGGACCAGGCAUCUGAGGCCCAGUAUUGCCAGUUGGUCCGACAGCUCCUGGAUGAUCACAAAGAUGUGGUAACUCUUCUAGCUGAGGGACUUCGAGAGUGCCGGAAGCAUAUCCAGGAUGAGAAGCUGGUCCGAUAUUUCUUGGAUAAGACACUGACAUCACGGCUGGGGAUCCGUAUGUUGGCCACCCAUCACUUGGCCCUGCAUGAGGAUAAGCCCGACUUUGUGGGGAUCAUCUGUACUCGACUCUCCCCAAAGAAGAUCAUUGAAAAGUGGGUGGAUUUUGCCAGGAGGCUGUGUGAACACAAGUAUGGGAAUGCCCCUCGAGUUCGAAUCAAUGGCCAUGUGGCUGCCCGGUUCCCCUUCAUCCCGAUGCCCCUGGACUACAUUCUUCCUGAACUGCUGAAGAAUGCCAUGAGGGCCACAAUGGAAAGCCAUCUAGACACUCCAUACAAUGUCCCAGAUAUUGUCAUCACUAUUGCCAAUAAUGAUAUCGACCUCAUAAUCAGAAUUUCAGAUCGGGGUGGGGGCAUCGCUCACCACCACCUGGACAAAGUGAUGGACUACCACUUCACCACGGCUGAGGCCAGCACUCAGGACCCCCGAAUCAGUCCACUUUUUGGUCACCUGGAUACAAACAGCAAUGGCCAGUCAGGACCUAUGCAUGGGUUUGGUUUUGGUCUGCCUACAUCCCGGGCAUAUGCAGAAUACCUAGGUGGUUCCCUUCGGCUCCAGUCCUUGCAAGGAAUUGGCACAGACGUCUACCUACGACUUCGGCACAUUGAUGGCAAAGAAGAGAGCUUUCGGAUCUGACCCAUUAGCCUGGCUUUGCCUGGGCCCUCCCUCUGGGACUUGCCAGGGGAAACCCCAUGCCUCUUUCCCUCUCUCAACAUAAUACUGUCCUUCUCCACCACCCACCCCACCCCUUCCUUCCAGUUCUUGAAGCUUGGUCUGAAGUAUUGUGAGCCAGGAGCUCCCCACAACCUUUGCUAAUGGCUCUGCUUCAGAUCUCUGAACCUUUUUCUCUUGCUGUUGCACCUUGGUUUCUGGGCAAUCAGGACUUAGACUCCCAGCUCCCCCAAGCCCACUAGACCAGGGUUGGUAACUCAAUUUCCACCCACCAGUUACUGCAGUCCUUCCUUUCAUAUCCUUCCUCCUUUUUCCUAUCUUCUCUGCCUCUGGCUUUUUGGCCCAGAGCUGGGGAUGAUUGGGGGGUGCAUUUGGGGGCCCCAGAGGCCUCUUUCAUCGUACAUGUUUUUGGGAAAGUGGGUUUGGGGGUCCGUGAACCCCCUUUCCCUCCCCCUCUACUGCUGUGUUUGUAAUAUUAAAGUGCACAUUUUGAAAGCCCCUCCCCCAGGGCACGGUGUAUGUGUCCUGGCUGGCUGGGGGACAGCCAGA